This is a messenger RNA of Orbilia oligospora ATCC 24927, 1725 nucleotides long. RefSeq lists its product as uncharacterized. The record is from RefSeq and is a predicted model, not a curated record. Lineage: Eukaryota; Fungi; Ascomycota; Orbiliomycetes; Orbiliales; Orbiliaceae. The transcript has a single exon. Bases 1 to 1725 code for a protein of 574 amino acids.
AUGUCUUCCACAAAUCCAGCAUCCAGCUCUAGUAGCUCGGGCGCCAAGUCGGCAGGCUCGACCUACAAGCCGGUUUAUAAACUAAUAACAUUCGAAGACAUGACCGAAUUCCCCACCGCCACUCAGCGGCAAAGGGGCGUUCAAACGCAAACCUUCAAGUCAUGGCAGAGCCAUCAGUCAACAGAACAGUGGAUGGAUAAAGCCAUGGUCGAACGUGAAAUCAAGGAAUGGCCUGUCAGCGGAGGCGCAGGGUACAUUAAGGCGUUCAUGAGCAUGGGUAAAUCCCGUCGUGAGAUUCUGAAUAACCAUCUCAAGACACUUAAUGAUACCGAUAAGACCGCGGAUAUGGUAGGGAUGUGGGAGCCUGAGUGUUUGUUCCCUGGUGAUACUGUGAUGAAUAAGAAAACUGGGGAGAAAGUUCGAUCACCGACGCUGUUUUGGGUGAUUAUCAGAAGGCAAAAGAAAGUACCCGAGCCUCCAAAGUCAUCGAGCAGUGGUAGCGGCAGCAGCAGCGGUGGAUCUAGCAGUGGUCCAAAGGGCGUCCUUAAGGAUGACAAGAAAUCAUUCUAUGGUUCGAAAGAAUCAGACACAAACCCACUUAUCCGAGAGCUUCUCGAUGCAGUUACCCGUCUAAACACCAAGGAUAACCUCCCAGAUCUCCAAGCCCAGCUGCAGCAAGUCAUGUUCGUGCUUACCAAGCUGCUCCAAAAGCAAGAGCAUCAACCGUCCAUGCCAGUCGCAAUGCCCAACCAAUACCCACAGAUGCCAGUCUUCCAAUUCCAAGAACAAAAGUUACCAACAUACUCACGCUUAUCAAUCCCUCCGCCGCCAUAUAACCAGUUCUUACCUGAAGACCCACAAAUGCAACGGAUGAAUCCGAACGUGCAACAAAACAUGCAAUCGAUCAUGCAGCCAAAUAUGCAGCCGAACAUGCAUCAAAACAUGCAGCAGAAUAUGCAGCAGAAUAUGCAACAGGGCAUGUUCCCACUAAACAUGCAGCAUGAUAACUCCAGCCGAACCCGCCAGACCUUCGAUGAUAAUGGACAGUAUUCUUUCAACUCUCAUCUCAACUCCACCGAACCACCAAACUAUCCUCGCGGGGGCAUAGGCUCUCGUCGCGGUAGCGUUUCAUCUCUAAACUCCCAUUUCAUGGGCGGUCAAGACGAGAUGAUGUCCCAAAGACAAUAUGAAGGUGACCGUGGUGGCCGUGGCGGCAGCAACAUGAUUGAUCAGGGCAUGCAAUCUCGCAACCUACAGAUGGUGCCCAACCACCCAAAUAACCAAAGACCCCGCAGCCGGUCUCGCCCCGCCCCGCAAGGAAGGCAUAUAGUUGGUUCCUGGCAACAUGAUGGCUCGUCAUCUUCCGGUGGAAGUGAUGAAGAAUAUCGCACUGGCCAUUCAAACAGCCGUUCAAACAGCCGUGAAGGCUCGAUAUACAAUCUAAACCAUCUUCGAAAUAGUAGGCCAAGAAGUUCGAGCCGAGGGGGGGAUGUGGAUCUGAGCUCCGGGAACCGUAGUCGUCGGAACUCGGUGUCGUUUUCUGAUAAGAAUGGUGGUAUGAUGGUAAACCAUGGGCGGAUGGUGAAUAUGAACAAGGGGUACGGAAAUGAUGACUCGGGAUCUGAAGAUGAGAUGAAUGAUCAAAGGGUGAUGAUGCACGGCAUGAGCAUCAAUCGCGAUCAUACAAGGACGCCGGCGCCCUGGCCACAUCCACAUCGUCAGUGA